UCUGAGUUGAGCACAGCUGCUCAGUGCUGUGAGGAGAGCUCAGGCAAGCUCUGAAGCCCCGACAUGGAUGCAGUGACCUAUGAAGAUGUGCAUGUGACUUUUAAUCGUGAAGAGUGGGCUUUGCUGGAUCCUUCCCAGAAGAGUCUCUACAUAGAUGUGAUGCUGGAGACCUGCAGGAACCUCACUGCUGUAGGCUACAAUUGGGAAGAACAGAACAUUGAAGAACAUUGUCAAAGUUCUAGACGACAUGGAAGGCAUAACAGAAGUUGUACUGGAGAGAAACCCUAUGAAUGUAACCAGUGUGGGAAAGCCUUUGCAUUUCAUAGUUAUCUUCAAAGACAUGAAAAGAUUCAUACUGGAGAGAAACCCUAUGGAUGUGAUCAAUGUGGAAAAGCAUAUUCACAAAUCUGGAAUCUCCAAAAACAUAGAAGAACACAUACCGGAGAGACACCUUAUGAAUGUAACCAAUGUGGUAAAGGUUUUGCAUGUAACAGUGAUCUUCAAAGACAUGAAAAGAUUCAUACUGGAGAGAAACCCUAUGGAUGUGAUCAGUGUGAUAAAGCAUAUUCAGAACUCUGGAAUCUCCAAAAACAUAAAAGAACACACACCGGAGAGACACCCUAUAAAUGUAACCAGUGUGGGAAAGCCUUUGCAUGUAACAGUGAUCUUCAAAGGCAUGAAAAGAUUCAUACUGGAGAGAAACCCUAUAUAUGUGAUCAAUGUGGUAAAGCCUUUGCUUGUCAGAGUAGUCUCCAAAUACAUGAAAGAACACAUACUGGAGAGAAACCCUAUAAAUGUAACCAGUGUGGUAAAGGCUUUGCAUGUAAUAGUUAUCUUCAAAGGCAUGAAAAAUUUCAUACUGGAGAGAAACGCUAUGGGUGUGAUCAGUGUGGUAAAGCAUAUUCAGAACUCUGGAUUCUCCAAAAACACAGAAGAACACAUACAGGAGAGAAACCCUAUGAAUGUAGCCAAUGUGGGAAAGCCUUUGCAUGUAAUAGUGAUCUUCAAAGACAUGAAAAGAUUCAUACUGGAGAGAAACCCUAUGUAUGUGAUCAAUGUGGUAGAGCCUUUUCGCAGCACAAUAAUCUCCGAAUACAUAAAAGAACACAUACUAGAGAGAAACCCUAUACAUGUAACCGAUGUGGUAAAGCCUUUGCACAAAACAGUCAGCUUAAAAAUCAUGAAAGGAAUCAUACUGGAGAGAAACCCAGUGAAUGUAUUUAAUAUGGUGAAGCCUUGGCACAUUUCUAUAGUCUUCAUCGUCACGAAAGAUUUCAUACUGGAGAGAAACCCUAUGACUAUAAGCAAUUUAGUGAAGCCUUUGCUCUUCACAGUUAUCUCUGAAUACAGUAAAGAGCACAUCCUAGAAAGAAAAA
Molecule: messenger RNA, 1376 nt
Organism: Acomys russatus (golden spiny mouse)
Lineage: Eukaryota; Metazoa; Chordata; Mammalia; Rodentia; Muridae
Product: zinc finger protein 431-like
Exons: 4
Coding region: 64-1224 (386 amino acids)
Biological process (GO): regulation of DNA-templated transcription
Source: RefSeq, a predicted model, not a curated record